CCCACACCCAUUUUUAGAAAAAAAAUUAAAAAUCCCCCAAAAAAAGCGAAAAUAGCUUUUUAUCUUCUACUCUACUACCUCUCCGUCUGUGUCACGAGUUUCAUCAUCUUCUAUUCUCUAAUUAGCCGUUCCAGAAAUACAAAUUCUGAUAGGGUUUUCGAAGAGAAAGAGACUGAAAUGGCGACGAUGGAGAGCUUGAUAGGGUUAGUGAAUAGAAUACAGAGAGCAUGUACGGUGCUUGGUGACCACGGCGGUGACACUGCUCUUCCUACUCUCUGGGAGGCUCUUCCCUCUGUUGUUGUUGUCGGUGGACAGAGUUCUGGAAAGUCGUCGGUACUGGAGAGUGUUGUUGGACGUGAUUUUCUACCCAGGGGAUCCGGGAUUGUGACGAGGAGGCCUCUGGUGCUUCAACUGCACAAGACAGAACCAGGGAAACAAGACUAUGCAGAGUUCCUGCAUUUGCCACAGAAAAAGUUCACUAAUUUCUCUAUGGUUCGGAAGGAAAUUCAAGAUGAAACUGAUAGGGUGACUGGGAAAUCAAAACAGAUUUCUCCCAUUCCUAUUCAUCUUAGUAUCCAUUCCCCAAAUGUUGUCAACUUAACUCUGAUAGAUUUGCCCGGAUUGACAAAGGUUGCUGUAGAGGGACAGCCAGAGAGUGUUGUUCAAGAAAUAGAAACAAUGGUUCGUUCAUAUGUUGAGAAGCCAAACUGCCUCAUUUUGGCAAUAACUCCAGCCAAUCAAGAUCUAGCAACCUCUGAUGCUAUCAAGCUUUCUAGAGAAGUUGAUCCUACUGGUGAAAGGACCUUUGGCGUUUUGACAAAGCUUGAUUUGAUGGACAAGGGAACAAAUGCUUUAGAUAUUCUUGAAGGCAGGGCUUAUCCGCUUCAACGACCUUGGGUUGGAAUUGUAAAUCGCUCACAAGCUGACAUUAAUAGAAAUGUGGACAUGAUUGCUGCUCGGCGGAGGGAGCGUGAGUUCUUUGUCACUAGUCCUGAUUAUGGACACUUAGCCGGCGGAAUGGGCUCAGAAUAUCUUGCAAAACUUCUGUCUAGGCAUUUGGAAUCUGUGAUUAGAACUCGCAUACCUGGCAUCAUAUCUCUAAUUAACAGAAGCAUUGAUGAACUUGAAGCAGAGUUGGAUCAUCUGGGUAGACCAGUUGCUAUUGAUUCUGGGGCCCAGUUAUAUACUAUCUUAGAGUUGUGUCGUGCAUUUGAUCGAGUGUUCCAGGAGCAUUUGGAUGGAGGACGACCAGGUGGUGAUCGUAUUUAUGGAGUUUUUGAUAGUCAUCUCCCUGAUGCUUUGAGGAAGCUUCCAUUUGACCGCCAUCUGUCACCACAAAAUGUGAGGAAAGUGGUUUCAGAAGCAGAUGGGUACCAACCUCAUUUAAUUGCCCCUGAGCAAGGUUAUCGACGGCUCAUUGAUAGUGCACUUAAUUAUUUCAGAGCCCCAGCUGAGAGUUCAGUAGACACUGUUCACCGCAUUCUGAAGGAACUUGUGAGAAGAUCAAUAGGAGAAACUCAGGAGCUGAAGCGCUUUCCAACUCUUCAAGCUGAGAUUGCAGCAGCUUCCAAUGAAGCAUUGGAGAGAUUCCGCGAGGACAGUAAGAAGACUACUUUGCGGUUGGUGGACAUGGAAUCCUCAUACCUAACUGUUGAUUUCUUUCGGAAACUUCCCCAGGAAGUUGAGAGGGGUGGAAAUCCAACUGCCUCGACGGUAGACCGAUACACAGAGGGGCAUUUCCGCCGGAUUGGAUCAAAUGUUACCUUAUACAUUGGAAUGGUGGCUGAGACCCUUAGGAAUGGCAUUCCUAAAGCUGUGGUACACUGUCAAGUGAAGGAGGCCAAGCGGUCAUUAUUAGAUCACUUCUACACACAACUGGGCCAAAAAGAGGCGAAGCAACUCGCUCAGUUGCUGGAUGAAGAUCCUCGGUUGAUGGAAAGGAGACAGCAAUGUGCCAAGAGGCUUGAGUUAUACAAGUCUGCUAGGGAUGAGAUUGAUUCUGUCACCUGGAUCAGAUGAAAUGUAUAGUGAAUCACAGGACAUACUAGAAAUUAUCAGUAAUAUAGGGGACAUGUUAUCUGGAUUUGAAGUACAUUGUGGCUUGCUAUUAUUUUCGUAUUAUGAAAUUCAUGCAAAUCUUUUCUAGAUUGGAUUGUGUAGAUUUUCCUGUUGUAGGUUUUGCUAAUCGAACUUGAAUAGGAAUCGAAAUAUUAAAAUU
Messenger RNA from Pistacia vera, 2218 nucleotides. Its product is annotated as dynamin-related protein 1E-like. Gene Ontology annotation, cellular component: cytoplasm; membrane; microtubule. NCBI's taxonomy places the organism in Eukaryota, Viridiplantae, Streptophyta, Magnoliopsida, Sapindales, Anacardiaceae. The coding region runs from base 178 to 2019 and encodes 613 amino acids. Gene Ontology annotation, molecular function: microtubule binding; GTPase activity; GTP binding. The record is from RefSeq and is a predicted model, not a curated record. The transcript is spliced from 15 exons.